AUGGCCUCCCCAGAUGUGGAUAUUGGUCAGAUCAAGGCUGCGUCGAACGAGGAAGUCGAUCCGGCCCUCCAACUGACGCAAGGAGAGGUGAUUGAAUAUACGCCCGACGAAGAAAGACGGGUGCUUCGCAAGAUCAACAUGACUAUUCUGCCGCUCAUGUGCUGGGUCUACAUGCUUCAAUACGCAGACAAGAGCACUCUGAAUUAUGCCUCGCUGAUGGGUAUCCGCACCGACACCAAGCUCACCGGUGACAACUAUAACUGGGUCUCAAGUAUUUUCUACGCUGGCUACCUGGCAUGGGAGAUCCCAACCACGUACUUGUUCCGCCGCCUCCCCGUGGGCAAAUAUGCCUCGUUCAACAUUCUUUGCUGGGGCAUCGUUCUCUCCUGUCACGCAGCAGCGUUCGAUUACAGCGGUCUUCUAGCUGCCCGCUUCUUCCUGGGUUUCUUCGAAGCCACAGUCACACCGGCCUUCGUGCUGAUCACCUCCAUGUGGUUCAAGCAAAACGAGCAAGCGAAGCGCAUGGGCUUCUGGCUAUCGUGCAACGGAGUCGCCCUGAUUCUUAUGGCCGUCGUUGCAUACGGACUAUCAGCCGUCACGGAUGCAGCCCUGGCUUCCUGGAGAAUCCUAUUCUUAAUUCUCGGUCCCCUGACAGCAGUGACGGGGGCAGUUUACGUCUGGUUACUCCCAGACAGCCAAGUCAACGCAUGGUUUCUCAACGAACGAGAACGACUCAUUGCCAUCGAGCGGAUCCGAAACAACUUCCAAGGCAUCGGCAGCCAAGUCUGGAAAUGGGACCAGUUCCUCGAGGCGUUCCAAGACCCCCGAACAUACUGCUACCUCGUCUUCUCCUUUCUCAUGAACAUCCCCAGCGGCGGCAUCACCACCUUCGGCUCCAUCAUCAUCAACUCCUUCGGCUUCAACGAGCGCCUUUCCCUCCUCCUCGGCGCCCCGUCCGGCGUGUUCGACAUCGGCGGGAAGCUGCUCUUCACCUGGCUCUCGGACAAGUAUCUCGACCGCACCCUCUUCGCCUUCCUGGCCAUCUUGAUCCCUCUGGUCGGCGGCAUCAUGAUGAUCGCCAUCCCCCUUUCCGCUCCAGGGGGCUUACUGCUCGGCUACUAUCUGAUCAGCGUCGCUGGCGCAUCCUGGGGCCUGAUCAUGGCCGCCAUCUCCAACAACACCCUCGGGUACACGAAGAAAGUCACCGUCAGUGGUUUGCAGAUCAUCGCGUACGCGGCGGGUAACUGGGUCGGGCCGCAGGCUUUCCGUGCCAAUGACGCUCCGAUCUACCUGCAUGGGAAGAUUGUCGUGGCUGUGAUGUAUGGCGCUAGUGCUGUUGUUUUAGUGGCCCUUCGCUGGGUGAAUAUUCGGGAGAAUCGCCGUCGCGAUCGGCUUCUUGCUGAGAACCCGGUCGAUGUGGAUGAUCCUGAGGUCGUGGCUGCUAUCGAGAGGGAGAAGUUCUUGGAUCUGACGGAUUUCCAUAAGCCGCAUUUUAGGUAUGUCUUGUAG
This is a messenger RNA of Aspergillus steynii IBT 23096, 1509 nucleotides long. RefSeq names its product MFS general substrate transporter. Gene Ontology annotation, molecular function: transmembrane transporter activity. The record is from RefSeq and is a predicted model, not a curated record. Gene Ontology annotation, cellular component: membrane. NCBI's taxonomy places the organism in Eukaryota, Fungi, Ascomycota, Eurotiomycetes, Eurotiales, Aspergillaceae. The coding region runs from base 1 to 1509 and encodes 502 amino acids. The transcript is spliced from 2 exons. Gene Ontology annotation, biological process: transmembrane transport.